Molecule: messenger RNA, 4314 nt
Organism: Chara braunii
Lineage: Eukaryota; Viridiplantae; Streptophyta; Charophyceae; Charales; Characeae
Source: the annotation of a GenBank genome assembly
GCUCGAGAUUUUCUGAAGCCCGACAGGGCGUGGCUAAUAGUCACGUUAAUCCUUUCAUGGUGAUUAUAAUGAUGAUAAUAGUUGUUUCUAAUAAUGAUGGAAGAAGAAGAAAAUGACAAUGUAGGUGGAUGGGAAGAUGGGAUGGGGGCAGAGGAGGUUGCCAUGGGGAAAGGCAAGGACUUGAUUGGAGGGGGAAAUGCUGAUGAUGUACGGGGAGAGGAGGUUGUCAUGUGGGGAAGCGCGCGCUGUGACAACGGACUGUCCUGGUUUCAGCACGCAGGGUUUGAUGGGGUGGAUACACAUGGCGAUCAGUGGGAUGAGGCUGCGAACUGUGAAACUCAUCAGAAACUGAUGCGCUUAGUGUCAGAGCGCCAUGAUGGCAGUUUGGAACGCUUUGUGAAUGCGAAUGUGACAAGUACAGCACAAAUGACGGAAAAGUCGUCAAAAAGAGUGAUGCCAAAGAGGCCAGCACUGACAAAAUGGAAGCGAAUCAACAUCGGGUGUCCCGCAUUCGGAGGGAGUUUGGCAACCGAGUGUGCCUCUUUGUCACGACAGUCCCGUGGCAUUGGGCGUUCUUACACUAUGAAGGAGUUCCAUAGCAGGUGGUGUCACUUCACCACGUGGGACUUGCUCACUUCCAGCCGCACAAGUCGCCCUUCAUCGGUGAGCUGUGUGCCGGGAGUUAGCCAGUGCCGGUGGCAUGGCACCGAGGGGUCCGCAGACAUUGCCAGGGACAGUAGAGCAGUGGAGGGCGAUGCAGUUGUUGGUAUGCAGGGGGACGAUCCAUUUGCUGGGGCGGCAGAUGUUGCCACGAAUGUUACAACAGUUCAGGGCGAUGUAGUUGUUGGUGAACGCGGGGACGACCCGGUUGCUGAGACGGGGAAGGCCACUAUGGCUGGGGAUGCUGAUGAGGAUGCUGCUGAUGAGGAGGCUGCCGAUGCAGCUCCGUCAUCUAGCGAUGUCUUGUGUAAUCCGGAUGCGGGGUUGCGAUUGGUGAGUGUGAGGCCUGGUAGAGAGAUCUGGGGAUGCUUUGGGGUGGGCAUUCCAAGGGACAACAAGGGUUGCUGCUGGGACGACGAUGGUUGGAGCUGGGGUCCAGGAGAGGGAGGAGCAGGGGAAGUGCUAGGGAUCUUGAGUGACGUUGCCGUUCUUGCCAGAGCAUGGGAUGAUGAUGAAAUUAGGGUCGUGUGCGAGAAGCUCGAAUUGAGGAAGCGGAAAUAUACGAGGCAAUGCAAGGAACUCGGGGGUAGGUCUGCCAAGGUUGAACAGAUCUUCCUCAAAAUCUGGGAAUUGGAUGACUCCCACCUAGAGGGAUGGGUUCUCGAAACUUGGAUGGGCAAUUCCCCUGCUAUGCUAAACAACUCGACUGCACGAUGCAACAAUCUUGGAGUGGAGGACGAGGAGAGGGAUGCCAUCACAAACACCAUCCAGGAUUUCCCCCCCACUUCCAGUAGGAAAGGAGGGGAUGCUGCAGAAUGCGAUCAGUUCACAGCACUCGCGCCGCUCGCUUUUGCAUAUUGGGUUGAGCACACUUCCACUGGUUUCCGGCAUGCGAUUUGGAAGAUGGACACCUUCAACCAUCUUGCACCACUCUCCAUCAGGGAGCUCCAGUUUCUGGGGAGCGUCACUGAUACACAGGAAGGGAAAGAGUUGAGACCGGUCGAGUAUAUGAGCAGAAAGAUGCCAUCAAAGAAGUCGGCAAAGUCCACCAACGAGAGGGAACUCUAUGCCCUCUACAAGGCACUUGUCCACUGGAGGCACUAUCUGUUAGGAAGGUUCUUCUAUUUGAGAAGUGACCAUCAAACCCUAAAGUGGAUCAAGACACAACCGGUUCUCUUCGAUGCGCUAAAAUGUUGGAUUGAGGUUAUGGAUCAAUAUGAUUUCAAGCUAGACUAUGUGAAAGGAGAGUACAACAAGGUUGCAGAUGCAUUGUCUCGUAGGACACGUUGCCUAGGUGCACUAAUUUCUGAGUCCAGCCUUUCCAAGAAUGUUACUCGAUCCUUGGGGGAAGCCUACAAGGAAGACCCUAUCACGAUGGACAUCAUCAACAAACUAAAGGGCAAAGAUGAGGCCACCACUGACGAGUUUGUGAUGGUGGAUGGGUUACUCUUUCUUGAGAAGGCAGGGUUUAAAAGGUUUGAUCAACUGAAAGGCAAUGAUGCACAGGAGUUGGCUAUGGCUUUCAAUUCUUUGGCGGAGAAAACACCAGGGGUGGAACUGACAAGAUCACUCCUUGAAACUUCGUGGGAGGACCUUACUAUCCCACAACUAGAAAAGAUGCUGGAGGAAACAAAGAAACUGUUGUCGGUGAAUGAGAAGGUUCAUGAUUGUCUGGAACCGGGAUGUGGGCGACGGUUCGCUACACCAGGAAAUCUUCGCGACCAUAUGAACGAACACAGUGGUGAGAAGCCUUACAAGUGCACAACAGACGGGUGUGGCGCCAGGUUUCCAAGUAAACAGUUGCUCUGUCGUCAUAUGAAAAAGCACGAGCGUGCACACGUCUGCACGUUUGAGGGAUGCGGCAAACGGUUUGCCUUCAAGGAGCGUCUGGUCGUACACCAAAAAAUCCACAGCGACGAGAGACCCCUUACGUGCCCUUGGGAAGGAUGCGGGAAGACAUUCAAGUGGCCAAAUUCUCUUCAUGGGCACAUGCGGACGCAUACAGGCGAGAAACCGUUCAAAUGCAUGUAUCCCGGAUGUGGACGGCUUUUUGGAUACAAGGUGGAUCUUACUCGGCACAACAGAACACAUAAUGGGCAGCCAGCCAGAUUGAGCCAUUGAUGUUUCCGUCGCUGGUUGAGCUCCCCUUGCCAGGGCUGCCACUAUGAUCCUCUGGUACUGCGCUACUGCUGCUGUUGAUGCUUCAGCUGCAGUUGCGACAUGUGCACCUGCUAUGCAUUUUACAUAUCUUUUCAUGGCAGCGCUUCAUUGUAGAAAGACGGCUGGGGGUUCUUACUUCUUCCCUCUUCUUUUUUUCGUUGUUGUUGUUGCAUGUACAGUUAUCUCACUUGGUUUAGGGUUUAUUGGGCAGCAACCGAAGUUGAGUCAUAUUGACAUUUGCACCACUGGUUGAACUGCCCUCUCGCUUUGGCUGGCCGCUAAUGUGCUCACCUGAUACUCCUGCUUCCUAUUGCAACUUUGCUGCUGCUGCCGCCGCUGCGACUUCCUAUGUGAACGCAGUGCAUCAUCCAUGAUUUUGCCGAUUUUUCUGCCUGGUUGAGGGAAUGCUCUUUGGGAUCCUUAGUUACAAUUACUGCUGUACAGGUAUGAUGCGCGUUUUUUUUUUUUUUUGGGGGGGGGGGUAGUUGGCUCCUUGUUUUUUUCCUUGGCCCAAACUAGUGCCUUUGUGCCUUGUGGAGUUACCAAUUUUUACUAGAGGUCUGGUGUCCUUAGAUAGUUGUUACGAGUUCAUGUCGAACAUUUUGUUACUCAUCUAGUGCCUGCUGUACAUAACGAUCUUUUUUUGUUACGGUUUUAUAGUUCUGGGGAUUCAUAAGAAAUCCCUUGGGUGGAUCAUGGUAUCUGAAUGGGCAUGUGAAACAUGUCCAAAUCCAUGGCCCUGUAUAUAAUAGAUAUAAUAAUUUUGUACCAAAGCUUACAGAUAGCGAUUUUAUAGCAUCAAUCAAUUUUAAUGAAGGGGGCAUGUUGCACAUGUCCAUUCCCCUGACCCUGUGUAUAUAUAGAAUGAAAUAGAUAUAGUUUUUGUAUGAAAGCAAUGAUUCACUGAUGGAUGGUGAUUUAAUUGAAAGGACGUGUAAAUGAGGUUUAUGACGACGAGGAGGGUGAGAGCAGAGAGAGAGAGGUGCAUGUGAGGAGGCCAGAACUGGUAACUUAGUAGUUAUGCACUGUAGCAGUUAUGAUGAAUUGGACGCCAAGCAUAUACAUAAGCGAAAUUUGGACGACGGAUAGAGCGUCAGAUGUAGUUGGAUGUAAUCGUGACGACUCGCAGAGAGCGGUCUUUAUUUCUCUGUGCGAUGAUCGCUGAGGAUUUUGAAUGCACCAAUUAGAAGACUGGAGAGGAUGAAGGACUGCGUCUACUGGGCUAAUCGACUGCAGACUUCAGUUGCCGUGUGCGCCUGAUCUCUCCAUACAAUGACGAUAUAUUCUGAACCCAUAACCCGACAGCUAUGCUGCACACGCGGCCGAUGCAAGCAAAAGAAAGCUUAUCAUGUUACCUAUGUAUGGGGGAUAUAGUUUUGUCUGGCGAGUCAGAGCUAUUCCUUACGAGUAUGAAGAGGAGGCGCCGGCUACCACCUCAUCGAUAGCAUAUGCCUGGUUACAAUUUACUCCUCUUACUAAGUUAGCAUGAAAAUC